AUGUCUGGAUCAACGCAAAAAGCCACGAACCUUUUCCAAGUCUUUCUUCGAUUGCGUCCGCCGCCAAGUGGAGCCACCGCCGCCCUUGGAGAACGCUUCUUGGCAGUCGAAGAGCCAGACGAUGAUAAUACCACGCCCAAGCACAUCACCCUGAACCCACCCAACGAUCGACGACGUGCUAUCGAGAAGUUCGCGUUCACACAAGUUUUUGAGGAGGAUGCGACCCAGCUAGAUAUUUUCCAUUGCAUCGGCGUGGCCGACCUGGUCAAGGGAGUACUAGCGCCAUGUGGCGGAGAUGGGACUGAUGCCCUGCUGGCUACGUUGGGUGUCACAGGAUCCGGCAAGUCUCACACGAUCCUAGGGUCCCGGUCCCAACGCGGCCUGACCCAGCUUUCACUCGAUGUCAUCUUCCGAUCCAUCGGCCCGAACAUCCUCGAUUGCGAUUCCACACCGAGCCUCGAACAUUCGAUCGCGGCGUCUGACCCUUCCGAGGCCGCCAUAUUUUCUGCCUCGACCUUCCUCGAUGCCGUCUAUGUUGAUUCGUCGGCGCCCCUGCGAGCUAGCGCAAGAGCAGCAACCCCCAUAAGCGUAGGGCUUUUUGCACCUUUUCCCCAAGCCGACCCUACCCAGCAUGGCCAGUACAGCCCUAGUGGGCCAGAGCCUCGAAGACCAAAGAGUGUCCGCAUAGUCAGCCGUGAGGAUUCUAUGGCGCCACCUUCCCCAACCUCGACCCCCGAAAUAGCAAGUAGACUUGCAUGUGAAGCCCGGGCGAGCCAUGCCCGUGGCAUUGCUGUGUCUCGUAUCAAUGGCGCGGCCGGGCCCCUGCUUCGCCCUCCUCAACGCCAGCAAGUGCGGAACGGAAACAGAGCUCACCAAGGGCAGGAGCCCCUGAGGCAUUCCAUGACCCCAACCACAUCACGUCUGAGGAAAGGUACUAAAUCUGCAUUGCAUUCUCAGGGCGAGUCGAUCGGACCGGGACAGACACCAUCGCGCCGUUUACACCGACCAUCGACGUUCCCGCAGCAACCCGAUGUCAGCGCCCUCUCCGUGUCCUGCGACCCGUCGGCCGAGUACGCGAUCCUCAUUUCCAUGUACGAGGUGUAUAACGACCGAAUCUUUGACCUUCUAACCCCACCGAUCAAAUCGACUGCUACCAAGGAAUAUCGGCGGCGCCCAUUGUUGUUCAAGCCGACAGAGGCAUCGCCGGACCGAAAAGCAGUGGCCGGGUUGCGCAAGGUGAUUUGCGGCAACCUGCACCAGGCAUUGAUGGUGCUUGAGGCGGGCUUGCACGAGCGGAGAGUAGCCGGGACCGGCAGCAACAGUGUGAGCUCACGUAGCCAUGGGUUCUUCUGCGUAGAAGUCAAAAAGAGGACUAAGGACAGCUGGAGGAAUAGGGGGGAAGUGCCUUGGAGCGGGAGCGCUCUUACCGUGGUCGAUCUCGCCGGGAGCGAGAGAGCAAGGGAUGCAAAAACUGCCGGGGCGACGCUGGCCGAAGCUGGCAAGAUUAACGAGAGCUUGAUGUACCUGGGUCAGUGCUUGCAAAUGCAGAGCGACGCAGCCAACAAGGAUAAGUGCAAACUGACAGAAUUGCUCUUUUCCAACUCGUACCCCUCUUCCUCGGGGUACUCAACAGGGAGACACCGUAACCCACAAACGGCCGUCAUGAUUGUGACGGCCGACCCCCACGGCGACUUCAACGCGACAUCCCAAAUCCUUCGGUACAGCGCUCUCGCCCGCGAAGUCACCGUCCCCCGCGUCCCGAGCAUCACCCAGACCAUCCUCACCGCCAAUACGCAGGCGCCACACCAACCGUCCACCACCCCGACCGAAUCACCCACCCUCUCCCGGCCUUUUUCACCGCUCGGCGGCCCGAAAGGAUUCGUCAACUACCCCCGCCUCCUCUCCUCCCCUCCCAACAUCGUCCGCAAAGCCUCUCCGACGACGAGCAACCGUAGCAACAGCAGCAGCGAGAUGCACCGCUCCACCAUGGAGGCGGCCGCGCUCGAGAUCUCCCGGCUCGCCGAGGAGGCCGACUACCUGCGGCAGGCCCUCGACACGGAGCGCGCGGCGCGCCACGAGGCCGAGUCGCACCUGCUCUCCAUGGAGGACCGCAUGAUCGAGCUGGAACAGGCCAUCCGCGAGGACUGCACCAACGAGUUUGAGCGUCGGCUAGAGAUUGAGAUGGCGCGCUGGCGGGCUACCAUGCAGGUGGAGAUGGAGCGCGGGGAGGAGCAUUGGGGGCGUAAGAUUGAAGUGUUUGAGCGGAGUAUGGCGGCUGGUGGUGGCGGUGGGGGUGGGAGUGACGGGGAGGGGCUGGAUUCGGACGAGGACAAGGAGAAUGUGCUGGUCGAGGGCGUCCACCAGGAGAAUGAGCGGUUGCGCAAGGAGAACGAGGCGCUCCGGCGCGAAGUUGCUGGUAUGAGCCCUACCCGGCGGAUGCCGCUCCAGGAACGGGGCAGCGAUGCGGGUAUGGCUGGCAGGGGUAAAGCCGCCGCGGGCCCUGAGACGGGGAGUCCACGGCCCGGGAAGGUGACUAGGGGAGGCGGCGAUGACGGGGGCAGCUUGCUGGUGCGGCUGGAGAAGCUGCGUGUUAGUGACGCCCAGCCUUCUUCUUCGGCGCGGAACACGGCGGGCAGUGGGAGCCCUAAGAAGAUACGCCGGUUGCCGGCUAAGCGGUGGAAUGCCGUCCGUGAUGAUGAUGACCUUUUUUAA
This is a messenger RNA of Chaetomium globosum CBS 148.51, 2712 nucleotides long. RefSeq lists its product as uncharacterized. The record is from RefSeq and is a predicted model, not a curated record. Gene Ontology annotation, molecular function: ATP binding; microtubule motor activity; microtubule binding. NCBI's taxonomy places the organism in Eukaryota, Fungi, Ascomycota, Sordariomycetes, Sordariales, Chaetomiaceae. Gene Ontology annotation, cellular component: kinesin complex; nucleus; microtubule. The transcript has 3 exons. The coding region runs from base 1 to 2712 and encodes 903 amino acids. Gene Ontology annotation, biological process: microtubule-based movement.